Linnemannia hyalina is the source of this 1548-nucleotide messenger RNA. The record is from the annotation of a GenBank genome assembly. Lineage: Eukaryota; Fungi; Mortierellomycota; Mortierellomycetes; Mortierellales; Mortierellaceae.
AUGAUUCACACCUCGCCAAACGGAUUCGAAUCAGAACUCAUCAGAUCCGCAAUCACCUCGUCCGUCGUCACUACCACUGUUACAGCAGCGAACACAACUGCUGCAACAACAACAGCAGCAGCCGCCACCACCACCGCUACAGGUAGCAUUACUGCGACCGACUCGACGACGUUGACGACAGCCUCGCCCACAGAAAUCCGGCUCAAGAACCGGCUACAGCGGAUCAUCAGGAUACCCCCUAGCGUUGCCCAAACUCACUCCAACAAGGCCACGGCUAGCACCAGUACCCACACUCCUCCUUCUUCUGCCACCUCUCCGAAUACCACCACUACCAGUCCUACGAUUAAUACCACCACGCCCAAACAUCGCGGCGGCCACAGUCGCGUGGAGAAGAAGCAACUUGUUGGUGCGACCAUCGCUAUCGGCCAGGACAAGCCGUUGGUGACGACUACGACUGUGACCUUUCGUUUGGUGGGUUCAGGCACCGACCUGUCUGCGCCGCCAUCUACACCAUCACCUGCCCCAGCAGCGCCAACACCGGUUUCAGAUUCAUAUCCAGAUUCGUACUUAUCAGAGAAGAACCCUGAGACCAUCAAGGUUGUUGAUCAGCACCACCUCCACAACCCUUACUAUUACUCGCCAGAUCCAAUGCCCCAGCGCCAGGUCUACACCGUCGGCUCCUCUCUCCUAGCCAAGGCUAAAGUCAAGGCCAGGGCUCUCCAGCACAACCUUCUUUCCCCACAACAACAGCAACAACAUCAACAACACUCCAUCCAGCAGCAGCACCAACAAAAGCAACAUGAACUUGAUCCGCUCACCAAGCUUGAACUGCACAAGGGAAACCAGGAAGAAGGCGCAGACGGUAGGGGAUCAAGCAGCGAUGGGACCGACGUCGAAAGUAAUGCCAGUAACAGCAACAGCAACACCAUCUCUGUUGGCACUUCAAACCAUCUCAAAUCCAUUCAUUACCAACAUCACCACCUCCACCAUCGUUCGUCGUCCGCCCAACUCGACAAUACCAUCAUGGGCGAUAUCGAUCCCCAGUCCGACAAUAGCCAUGAUCACUCUAAUGACAGCGACAGCACUGUGACCGACCAUCCUCCUCACGAAGCAUUAUUGUCUCCACCAACCCCUCGCUCACGCAAGUGUUCACUUCGAUCUCGCAACAGCAUUGGUCCCGACGAAGAAAAACUGUCUACAGCUUGCAUUGCUGUAGCAGGAGGAGGAGGAGGAGCAACUGCAUUGUUGACCACUACACCAGCAGUUCUUCCUCGCUCACUCUCGAAAGAGACUGCUGCAGGGGUCGAAGAAUUGGACGACGAGGACAAUGCCGUCGUCUUUGCUGAAGAAAAGAAAGCUGACAUGAUCGGCGAAGCUCUUCUUCUCUCCGACAGUCCUGAACCUACGAUGCUUAUGACGACUCAAGACUCAGCUGCUUUAUAUGAAGCUAUUUUUCAACGACAGCAUCCGACAGAGGAAGCCAUUGCAGAGUCCUUACAUGAAUUGCGACAGUUGAUUCUCGCUUACGGUAUUCCUGAACAGUUGUAA